UUUGUGCUUCUCGUCGGAUUAACAGUGAUAAAAUGAUAAAACGACCCUCCAAUAAGGACAGCGAGAAUGAAAUACUGCGCAUGCAGCAAGAAUUUUACGCGGAGCAAAAUCGGGAUGCAAACUUUCAACCGGCUGCCAAGGUGGUUCGAGUGCAGCGUGACGACCAUCCACCGGCAGUUGGGGCUGGAACAGCCCGGCAAUCCGAAUUUGCACGUCGCCGAGCGGAACGGCAAGCCGCGAAAGAGGCCCAAGUGCCGCAGAAUGAACAAACGGAAAGCGAAAGAGCGACUGUAGAUGAUCCAACCAGUGAGGAGCUUGCAGAGGGUCCCGCAAAGUCGUUUGUGAUGGGAAGCGUCGUUGAACGGGUCUCGGUGGAAUCGUUUCAGUUUAAGGAAACGAUCGCACCGGAAAGCUCCUUUCCUAUAACAAUGCACAUUACUGCGUAUCCCGUUGCAUCGGUGUCGGAUAAGCCCAAGAAAAGUCUCUUCGCUCAAAUGCUCGCUAAGGGUAAUAGUUCGGCAACGAAUGAGUCAAAUUCUAAACCGAAUAGUUCUAUUCGUUUCGAGGAACCAAGCGGAAGCGCUCUGCUCGAGGGAUGGGAUGCCUCGGAGAUUCAUCAGGAAAAUUUACAGAAACUCCAAAAGAUGUCCGAAGAGGAGAUACAAGAGGAACAGAAUCUCCUGCUGAGCACCCUCGAUCCCAAGUUGGUAGAGUUCCUGAAGGCCCGUAAGAAGCCAACCGCAUCGUCGGAAUCGAACCAAUUAACGGGAAGAUCGGAGCUCGAUCAGAAGAUAGCUCAAACCGAGGUUCUUCCCGCUGGGAUGGAGGUGCUGCAGCAGGAAGGCUCUCAGCAGUGGAUCAACUUUAACGUGCUGGAACCGGAGAAACUCGAAUGGACAAAAGAUGUAGAACGCAGCGUUAAGCAGUUGAAACCGGGAGAAUCGUACGAAGCUCGUUUCGAUUGGAAAGGUGUUUUACAGCCAUACGUUCCCGAAGCACCAUUGGGGACGGACAAAGAUGAUCGAGAACUGUAUCUGCAUGGUGAAGAUGCUCAGCGACCCGGCUACACGCUUCAGGAACUGUUUCGCCUAGCUCGCUCCAAUGUACUGCAGCAGCGCAUCUCCGCGCUGGGGGCCAUUGCGGGAUUGUUAAACAUUUUGAAUCAAGGAUUCUACGACGGCGUACUGGAGCUGCCUGUUUCGAAGGUGUUCUUCUUUCUACGCUUUGCUCUCGAUGAAAACACACCUUCGGUCGUUGAGGUAGCUUCGCGUGCCAUGGCCAGUCUGUUCUACAAUGAAACUGACGAGAUUGUUCUGGAUACCAUUUUCGACUCCGAGUACGGAAUGGUUCAACCUGAGAUGGCUCUCAACAUUACGCACGGUCGCGAAGACGGUCAACAGCAAGCAAAGGAACUGCGGGAUGAUUUUAGUGCCUUAAACUUAGGAAGCAACUCGGAAGGGCGCAAUUACGCUCAGCCGCGAAUGAAUCGCCCUCGGUACACUGCCGAGUUGCCCGAUGACGAUCCGGAAGAUGUACACAAUCGUGAAACGAUGAACGAUUUCCAUCUGGCCGAAACGGAUCUGGUCGAGUGUUUGAUUCGCACCAACAUUCUCGAACGGAUACGUUACAUUCUUUUCUCGAUGAAACCGGAAGGUGCCACGGUGAUUAACUGUGUUAAGCUGUUGAUUCGUGUGGCUCGUACAAACGAAGCUAUGGCAAUGAAGGUUGCUUCCAACGAAGCACUGAUCGGUGGGUUGGUGAGAAACUAUCUUACCUCGCUAGAGGGAAACGAUGUGGAUCAUCAACCGCAGGCCAUCGUUAUAAAGCUGUUGCGUGUGUUGUGCGGUUAUAGACGGGAUUUCUACGAACGCUAUCUGUCCCGAAACCACGCAAUCAAUUUGGUGAAGCGAUACAUUUUCUGCAGAAAAGACAUUGAUAUAAAAAUGAUCCAGGUUCAGAUUGAAUCUUUCCGCUUCUUCCGGCUGCUGUUGCAAUGCAAACCGAGCGAUGAACUAUACAGCGAACUGUGGCCGGCAUUAUGCUACUUGAUCGAGUGGCACUACCAGUAUCUCGUUUUCGACGAAAGUGGACCAUUCAUCUUCCGACAGCAUGGUGUCGCCUUGUUAGCCCUAAUUGGUCCCGGAUUGCAGCGGGACUCGACCAGCAGUGCUGACCCAGCUCAGCUGUCCAACGAACGCACUCGGCACCGGCAACUUUGUGACAAACUGUUCGCCUGCUUCUCGAAAUGGUUCACCGUGGCGCUGCGAACCGGAGCUAACGAAUUUUCACAAAAGCUGCUUCUGGGUGGAUGCUUGUGGACCACGAAAAAGAUGCGCCUGCUAGACGAAAAAGCGUUUGAAACGUUCCUGGAACGCUACCUUGUACCGUUCAUGCGAAGUGAACGAUUUCAAGCAAUCAUAGCAACACUAGGAACCGACUCAUUGAUCCUGAAGCAGCUGGAUGGACAAACGCAUCGUAUUCCGGCGCUACCAUCGCUUGGCGCUGUACAGCUGCACCAACAUCAAAGCAUUCCCACGCUCAUCGUAACACGAACGUACCCAAUCUUCCUGCUUCACGGCUUGCUGCAUCUAUUACUGGAGCUCGAUACCGACCCACCGGGCUUGGCGUUAUCGGCCGGAUUGGCCGGUGAAUUGCAAAAUCACUUCUGGAGAAAUGCUUCUCAUUCGCAGUACAUCGCUCGGUUGGCAUCGUUUUCAUCAAGCAGCACAAAAACGGAGCAAAUGAAACAAUUGCCAACUGCUUCCGUUGACGGAGAUGACGGUGAUGCUGCGUCCAUUUGCAAUUGGUUUCGACAGACCAUCGAGUUGCGGUACGUACUGGAUGUGCUACAGCUAAUGGUCCGCGAGACACGAGCUGACCCCAGACGAGACGUGCCGUCACAGGUAGAUUCGGUUGUUAAGGAAGCGACCAGCACCAACGAUGAAUUGUUGCUUCGACUAGCAUUCUUCGUAACCUUCACGUUGAGUGAAGCGUUCUACCAAGAGUUGCUAAAGCUUUUUGAUGGUAUUAUUUUCGUGAAACGUUACUACGGUAACAAUGGACCAGCGGAUUGUCCAUCCGUUUCUCAGGCGGAUCUACAUCGAUGGAAGCUGAGCUACACGUUGCUCGCCGAAAGCAAUAUGGCGAAUAGUGAGAAGAUGUCACCAAGGGAUCACGGCAACGAAUUUACGAUGGCUGAAUGGAAGAAACCACUGCUAGCACGUACCUGGCCAUACAGCCCGCUGUACUUGAUGGUCGAGAAGCUAGAAAAAGGCUCCAAUAAUAGCAGGAAGGAGAUGGCCCUGUUCAACGAAGCAAACAUUUUGGAUAUGGCGCUUCGAUUUACUGAACUCGUCGAAGCGGUCGGUAUCGAUUUGGCAGAUUGCACUGAACGGUUGAUGUACCUGAUAGCGGCCUUCCUCGGUCCUGAUUCGAAAUUUCUUCAACCGGAUUUCACCCCACUGAUUGAUAGACGGAUUGCAGCACUGCGUACCGAAACGCGCAUGGCUAACCCACGCCUAUCUGUGUUCAAUUUUGAAGCGGCAAGGAUGGAAAACAAGAAAAGCUUUUAUGCUCUCUAUCUGCUGGCGUUAGAUAUUUUUCAGAGCUCCAGCUACGGGCACGCCGGAUUUGGUAGUUUACUGAUGGCACCACUGGCACAGAAGUACGAGGUGCGCUGGAGGAAUAUGGUUUGGUCGGAGUACGUCGCCGUUUUACGUUUCAUCACCUGCGGCGCCGAAGAGCUUUUCGAUCAACUUGAUGCUUAUCUUACACCAGAGGAAACCGAUACGGUACUGUUGCGAUCCUACGGUCAAGCGCUGAACUCCAACCUGCUGCGGGUGGGAUCGAUACCACAUCAGGUGGCUAGCCAUCAUGUGGAGGCAUUUCGAAGACGUCCAAAGGCGAAUGAUCCGGUGGGCGAAUCAAAGUAAGCUACGUGAACAACUGACCCGAAGUGUUAAUCACGAGACUGUUGCAGACCAUUCAUGUGUGAGAGAAGGCGUCACGUUUGUAAUAAAAUCAAUUGAAAUCAA
Anopheles aquasalis is the source of this 4034-nucleotide messenger RNA. Its product is annotated as RNA polymerase II-associated protein 1. Gene Ontology annotation, biological process: transcription by RNA polymerase II. Lineage: Eukaryota; Metazoa; Arthropoda; Insecta; Diptera; Culicidae. The record is from RefSeq and is a predicted model, not a curated record.